Molecule: messenger RNA, 1917 nt
Organism: Salvia hispanica
Lineage: Eukaryota; Viridiplantae; Streptophyta; Magnoliopsida; Lamiales; Lamiaceae
Product: protein PTST homolog 2, chloroplastic-like
Source: RefSeq, a predicted model, not a curated record
UUAGUAGAAUUAAUGAUACUCCUAUAUGGCAGUGAAGUGAGAUACUCAAAAUCGCAUCAACACAGAAGUACGAAUUAAGCAACAGCAGAACACUUCAGUUAACGGUGCUCACGUUUUUCCACGCUGCAUUCUUCUUCGCUUUCUUCUUCAAUUCAACCAACGGCUAACUGUUCGACGAAAUGCCUGAACGAUGCUAGCUCUCACAGCUCACGCCCAAAUCCCAACCUCAAACAUCUGCGUCGCUUGCUUCAACUCUCGUCUCUCCCCCGCCCUCAUUUUCGUGUCCAACUCCAACAAAUUCCUGAACUUCAGUUUCCAGUUGAACGAAGAGAGGCGGGCGCUCAAAUCAGGGAUUAAUCUCGACAGGUCUUGGUGCUGCGGGUCCCACCAGGGUGACAGGGACGUGGAAUUGGAGGCGGAGAUAAUGAAUUUCAUGGCGAAGUCCGAGAAACCUUCUAUGUUCCCGACGAAGGAGGAGUUGGUGAGAGCUGGGAGAUUCGAUUUGGUGAGAGCUAUAAACAAGAGAGGCGGGUGGUAUUCUCUUGGUUGGGACGACAAAAAUGUGGAGGAAACAACCGAUUCUGAUAUUGCGGAGUUCCACAGGAGAAUUGAGAGUUGUAAACAGAGUACUUCCUCGAGUUUCUUUGAUGAUGGUAUCGUAAACCCUAGUUCGCAGCUCCCUGGUUCAUCCUUAUUGGAAACAUCACAGCAGCUUGCUGCUGAUGUAGACUCUGGGAUUGAUGGAAUAUUGAGUAGAUUGGAGAAGCAGAGGAACAGUGAUUACCCGGGUAUCAAGUUAGGGAAAGAUGGGUAUGAAGCUCAAACCAAAAGUGAAGAUGAGGGAAAUGACAGGCAUUCUGAUAACCCCUUAGGUUUCAGUGGGACCGAUCAUGAAGAAAACAUCAGACCAAGGCCUGCUUACCAUUCCAAGGGCACGGCUCCGGCUUCGGCUUCAUCUGCUGACAACAUUAGUCAUUAUACUGAACCAGAAACUUGGAGAAGUUGGCUGAAUAGACGAGCAGGGUUCCCACUUACUGAGUUUGAAGCUGCAGAGAUUUCAUUUGAAAAAAAUCCUGUUGAUACUAAUAAAGAGAGCUAUCAUGAUGGAAUAACUGUAACCACUAAGGAAUAUGCUGAAGACAUGGAUGAACACAAAGAGAUCAAUUAUAAUGACAUACAAACUCGUCUUCGGGAUCUAGAAUCUGAGCUCACAACAGCUCUUCGCUCCAUUAGAUCUGGACGGGAAGAUAGUAUUUCGAAAGAGGUAACUGGAGGUUCUACCGAUUUGCAGUCUCUUUCUGAUGCUGUGGAGUUCCAAGAGAAUGAAGUCAUGAGUGCGAAACAGCAACUAAGGUCACUAAGAGCAAAGCUGGCUGUAGUAGAGGGGAAAAUGACAUUAGCGAGAAUUGAAGCACAAAAGAUAAUAGAAGUGAAGAAGAGACGGAUAGGUGAUGCUCGUAGGUCUUUGCAACUUCUUCGAACAACCUCCAUAGUAUGGCCUAAUUCAGCCUCUGAGGUAUCCUUAGUAGGCUCUUUUGAUGGCUGGACAACUCAGAGAAGAAUGCGGAGAUCAAAGUCAGGCAUAUUCUCGAUAACCCUGAAGCUGUAUCCGGGCAGAUACGAGAUCAAAUUCAUAGUUGAUGGAAAAUGGAAACUCGAUCCUCUGCGCCCUAUCGUUAACAACAAUGGACAUGAGAAUAACCUUUUCAUUGUUACAUGAAUCUGUAGAGAAUUUUGUGGCAGGUCUAUGUAGAAAGAUGCACCAAAAAACUGGUUGUUAUACUGUUUGUAAGCUGUAGGAAAUUCAUUUCGAUUCUUUCUAGUGUUUUUUUUGGUGGGGAUGUAUAUUUAUUGUGUGGCGAUGCACACAUUUUUUAUAUUCUUUUAUAAGAUAAUCUUAGUAAUGUUGCAUCUUCA